AUGCGCUUAAUUAUUAUCUCGAUUCUUUUAUCUUUGAUAUUGUUCACUAAAUGUGCUGUGGGCUACAAUCCUGUCGGAAGAACAGAUAUGGAAGCCUUAAUAAUAUCAAACAAGAUAUAUUUUUAUGGUGGAUGGAAUUUAUCUGUAUUGAAUGAUAUUUUUUAUAUUGAUCUGUCCAAUUCCUUUCAAGCUACCAAUCCGCCAUUUACAUUACAAGCUAAUCUUAAACAGAGAGGAGGAUAUAAAGCAGUUGUUAAUGGAAACAUGAUAAUCGCUUUAGGUGGUUAUGAUCAGAUAGGAAACACAAAUAAUCUCCUAAUCAUUGAUGAAACAACAUCUAAUCCGUAUGUUACCAUUUUAACGAAUAGUUCAAAUGUUACAAACGCUAAUUCAUGGCCAUCUCCAAGAAAAUGGAUGACUGCUGUAAUUGAUUCUAACAAAACGAAAAUGUAUGUUUGGGGUGGCACCUCAAGUGCAGCACUUAGUUACCUUAAUACUGAUGGAACAAUGUACAUACUUGAUCUUAAAAACUAUUUCUGGGUUGCCAAUAAGUCGCCUACACAACCUAUGGGCCGUCAAUUUCACACAGCGACACUAGUGCCUGACGGACGAAUAAUAAUGAUUGGUGGUGCAUUUAAUCCUAAUAUGUCACAAGUUGAUAUUUAUGAUACAAUCUCUGGUCUAUGGUCACAGAAAACAACAUUAAACGGUUCGACUUCUGGUCGGUGGUCUCAUACAGCAACGCUUGCAACUGAUGGCAAAAGUAUAAUAGUAUUCGGUGGCGUAUCUAAUAAUACUAAUAUGAUAGUUGGUAUUUCCAUCUUAAAUCUCACAAAUUUUACUUGGACAACCGUUUUUCCUUCUGGAAAUCCACCAGCUCAAUAUCCGAAUUCACAUGCUGCCACUCUUUAUAAUGAUUAUAUAUUUUUUACGUUUGGCAUAAUUGGUACCAACUUAAUCAACACAGUAAGCAUCCUUAACAUCUCUAAUAAUCAAUACAAAUGGGUUGAUUCAUAUAUUCCAAGCGGGCAAAGUUGCACAAUUGAAGGUGGUGAUAUAGUGGGACCAAAAAUUAGAGUAGCAAUUUAUGCCCAAUGUUUAUUAAUUGCUUUUAAGAUUUUUGUAAAAAAGCAACGUAAAAUUGCCUUAUCAGCUUUUUGUGGAUUAGUAACUUCUUCAGUAUUAAUCGUAGCAGCUAUAAUUCAGCACAUUAAUAAUGACUUACAUUAUGUCUUUCAAUUAGAAAAAUUAAUCGUAGCAAUUGAACUGCUAGCUAUGUUAGUUGGCUUGUUAAUAACAUGUUAUAGCAUAUGGCUAUGGACAACGAUUAAAUGGAAUUUAGCACAUCAAGAGUGUAGUAGCGCUGUGAGAAUGUUUUUUUUUGUUAUCCCACUAGAUCCAACUGGCUGGUGGCGAGACUUCAUGUUAGCAUUGUUUAGGUCGAUAGUAUCAUCUGAAAUAUUUUUACAAAGAAACCCAGUAUCAGGAAUUUCGGGAGGUUGGGGCUUUAAAGAACUAGUGAUUGCGAUAAUGAGUGGAGGGGACACAAUUACCACAAUAACUGCCUUAUUCGAAAGUCCUAAAUUAAGGGUACUCGAGAUAAAAUUUUUAAAAACCUUACAUGGAGAUAUAGAAAAAGAAUUUUCUGAACUUUGGAAACCUAAUCUACUGUCUUUUGAAUUUAAUAUUGAAAGUAUAAUAAAAGAUUUUAUUUUAUUAGUAUUUUUUACCAGCAAUGACCUUAUACCACCAUUAUCAGAUGUUAAAAUUAAUAAUAAUGGACUUGAUGCUGUUAUUUUAAUUUAUAAAGAGAUGUUAAAAGAAUGUGAUAAGAAAUUUAUAGAGUAUUAG
Cetraspora pellucida is the source of this 1851-nucleotide messenger RNA. NCBI's taxonomy places the organism in Eukaryota, Fungi, Glomeromycota, Glomeromycetes, Diversisporales, Gigasporaceae. The record is from the annotation of a GenBank genome assembly.